AUGAAUGAGAGCGAAUUAAGGAAAUUAUUGCAAACCAAAAAUGGAUGUCGGGUGCCUGUUAUGUUGCCGAUUCCUGAUGUUCACAAAAUGGAUAAACUCCCCUUCACACCAUUACCACCCUACAAUCGAAUAAAGGAUAAACAAGCUAAAUUCCGAAAAAUACUUGAAGAGAAAGCCACCGUGAGAAAAGUGGCGAUAGCGCGUCCACUUAUGGAUCGCGACGAACGAGAUAGAUUCGAGAUAUCACAGUCCAGGCACAUCGCCGUCCUACGAGAGUGUGCCGACAAGAUACAACCACCACCUAUGCUCAAAUCUUGGGAGAGAAAAAUACAUGGGUUAAUUCCAUCAAAAUAUCGACAAUCUUUUCCAACACUCGUGGAUGAACUGAUCGAUGAGAGUAAAGCUGAAUGGAACCGGAAUCUCCACGACCUGGCAGUUAAAACUGUUAUUCGUGAUAUUCCUGGAGUUCCACGUAAACGUUAUCAAGAACCUUAUUUUAAAUUCCAUGGGAUCACUUCUAAUUAUGAAAAGAUGCUUAAAUAUAGACAGAAACUUCAAGAUGGUUCUUUGUUGUUGCAUCCGUUUAUAAGACUCGUUCUUGAAUCAUCAGAGAAAACUUUUCCGUCCUGCAUUAUUAAUUUGGGAAAGUACAGAGCUAAUGGUCCAAUAACCAUAGAACAAUUUUAUAAUAAAAUAAUGGAACAAAUUAAACGUGCUGAUUAUUUGGUGUCUAGUACUUGGUACGCUAUAUUGGUACAGUGGUUGAAAAAUCCCAGAUGCUUGAAAGGAAUGCGCUCUAAAAAGAUUCCUGAGUUUGUAAGAUGUGCUACUAAGAUGAUAUCAAUGCAAAUACAAGAAUUAAUGCGCAGAUCUAUCGACGCCAUUAUAGAUGCCCUGAAUGAUCCUGAUACUGUUCCGAUUCUAAAUAUCGACUUGGAUUUUGACGGCGAUUUUUUUUACGAUCCGUCUCUGGAAACAGUAUAUAAAGUUUAUCAUGACAUUGCGAAUGCCAUAUCACAUAUAUCACAAAGGCUUAUGCCAAUAGAACAGUAUCUUAAAAUAGCCUAUACUCAUGAUGCUUUACCAGUUAACUAUAAUGAAUGGUUAUUUAAAGAUGGCCACGAAAGACUACAAAAGCGACUCGAUGUAGUAUAUGCACCGUUAAUUCAAUAUUUAGAUCGCUUGAAAAAUGAAUAUUAUAUGUUAUAUGGCUUUCCAGCAAAAGAAGCUCUCUUAAAAUUCAUUGGAGAAGCAACGGAAUUUGAAGAGAGCCGGGAUAAAAUCAAAUAUUUUCAAGAAAUCGAUUCUGAAAUAACAGCUGUCUUGGAAAAUGAGUAUUUCAACUGCGCUGUCGUUUGUCAAUUAAGGAUGAUAGAUGGAUUGAAACGCAAAGCGUUAGAGUUCAUAAAUGAUAUUAUCGCUGGAAUAGUAAAAAGCCAUAUGGAUGAAAAUCAUAGCAUAUGCACCGAGUUUGAAACAAUAGCAGCUACAGCCUUAAAGGAACCUGAAAAUGCAGCUGAACUUGUUGAACAGGGCAUUUAUAUUUUACAUGCAAAAACGGUUUUAGUUGAAACACUUAAAGAAAGAAUACUAAGGCAGAUCGAAAUAAUUUCUAACCUUCUAGAAAUGACAUCGCUCACACCAGAGCAUGUUGCAUCAAAUACACGCACUGUAAAUUGGUUGAAGGACAUAAAACCAAUCUUUGAAAAGAAUGCAGCUGCUUAUGAAACUUUUAAAGCCGAGAUGGAAGAAAAUUUGUUAGCUAAAAUUGCUUAUCUCAAUAAAGAAGUAGUUGAAAUGACACCUUAUCUUGAACUUCUGGAUAACAUGGAUGAUAUAAACCACACUCAUGAAUAUCUAGAAUAUUUACGGAAGCUGGUCCAUCGUUUGGCAGAUUGUGAUAAAUUAGUUUUAUGGAUAAAUAACGAAGAGGCUACUUUUAAAUUUCCUCUUACGAGCUAUGUAGAUUUGGAAGAGUUAAAAGAUUAUAUCAUACCAUUUUACUGUCUCAUACAUUUAGUCCAUCGAUGGAAGCGGAGUUAUUAUACAUGGAUGGACGGAGUGUUUGAAUAUUUAGAUCAUAAUCAAAUUGAACAAGACCACGAUUUUUAUUACAAAGAAUUUUUAAAAUUAUCAAAAAGCUAUAAAAAUAAAAUUAAGCAACAAAUUGCUGAAGGAGUCGAAAAAAGAUUCCAAGGAUUAGUAGACGAUCCUGACGUGAAUAAUUUGCCUGCUCCGAUGAAGCUGUGUGCUCAAGCCAUUGCUGAAAUAAAAGAAUGGCGACCUAAUGUCCAAAUGGGACAUAUCAUGUGUAAUCCAGCAUUAGUACAGCGACAUUGGGAUGAAAUGUCAGGAAUAGCAGGCUUUGACUUAACACCGACGGCAGGUACGACACUGAGGAAAAUAAUUGAAUUCAAUUUGUGGGAUCAAAUUGAUGAAUACGAAAUUAUCAGUGUAGCAGCUACAAAAGAAUUAGCCCUGAUAACUAAUCUAAAUAAAAUGAUAGCUGAAUGGACAGAUAUUUGUUUUAAAACAAGUCCUUAUAAGGAUACUGGAAUUGGUAUUCUUUCGGCACUAGAUGAUAUACAAAGCGUUUUAGAUGAUCAUAUAGUUAAAACAGUUGGGAUGCGGGGUUCUGCAUUUGUUAAACCGUUUGAAGCACAAGUAAGGGGUUGGUAUGAUAAAAUCGUAAGGGUUAAUGCUACAAUAGAUGAAUGGGGAAAAGUACAGAGUCAGUGGUUAUAUUUGUUACCCAUAUUUUCGUCUAAAGACAUAGUUGCUCAAAUGCCAGAAGAAGGAGUUAUGUUUGUAGAAGUUAAUAAUAUUUACCGCCGAUAUAUGGGCUCAGUAGAUAAAGACCCACAUGCCCUUGAAUUAGCAUCUGGUAUAGGAGUCCUGGAAUCUUUUAAAAUUGCUUCCGCAAUGUUGGAAAAAAUAAAUGACGGAGUUAACAACUACUUAGAAAAAAAAAGAUUAUAUUUUUCUAGAUUCUUUUUUUUGUCAAACGAUGAAAUGCUGGAAAUAUUAUCGGAAACUAAAAAUCCUUUAAAGGUACAGCCCCACUUGAAAAAAUGUUUUGAAGGGAUUAACCGAUUGGUCUUUGAUGAGGAAUUUAAUAUUUCUGCAAUGAUUUCUAUGGAAGGGGAACAAAUCGAAUACUUAGAAACAAUUAGCGUUGCUGCUGCGCGAGGCUCAGUAGAAAAGUGGUUAGUUCAGGUAGAAGAUCAAAUGCUUAAAGCUGUCCGAUCUGAAACAGAAUUAUCUUAUUACGAAUACCCUAAUUUGGGUAGAGCUGAGUGGAUAUUAUCUUGGGAAGGGAUGGUGGUUUUGGCUAUAUCACAAAUUUACUGGGCUGUUGAUAUUCAUGAAGCAUUGAAUACACACAAAUUAAGUGAAUUACAAGCGUUUCAUAUGAGUUUGACAAAACAACUGAACGAGACGGUUGCAAUUAUACGACGUACAGAUCUAAGUAAACUUAGUAGUAUUACUGUGAAAGCUUUAAUUGUAAUUGAUGUCCACGCCAAAGAUGUGAUUUGGGACCUAAUUGGUAAAAAUGUUACAGAAGUUACAGAUUUCCAAUGGUUAGCUCAGUUGAGAUAUUACUGGGAGGAAGAAAGAGUUCUAGUUAAAAUUAUUAAUGCCGUUGUAAAUUACGCAUAUGAGUAUUUAGGAAACUCUGAUCGAUUAGUGAUAACUCCCUUGACUGAUCGAUGUUAUCGUACUUUAAUAGGCGCAUAUUAUCUUCACUUAAAUGGUGCCCCGGAAGGACCGGCUGGAACAGGUAAAACAGAAACUACUAAAGACCUGGCAAAGGCUCUUGCUGUGCAAUGUGUGGUAUUCAACUGUUCAGAUGGCUUAGACUAUAAGGCUAUGGGUAAAUUUUUUAAAGGACUAGCUUCUUGUGGUGCUUGGGUUUGCUUUGAUGAAUUUAAUCGAAUUGAAGUUGAGGUAUUGUCUGUUAUAGCUCAACAAAUAUUAUGUAUAGUACAAGCAGUAAGACAGAAGGUGGAAACUUUUGAUUUUGAAGGAACCACUUUGAAGUUAAAUCCUGCUUGUUAUGUAUGCAUAACUAUGAAUCCUGGAUAUGCAGGUAGGUCUGAGUUACCUGAUAACUUAAAAGUAUUGUUUCGUACUGUUGCGAUGAUGGUACCAGAUUAUGCUAUGAUCGGGGAAAUUUCUUUGUACUCAUUUGGUUUCAUGGAUGCUAGAAACUUGUCUGUCAAAAUCGUGACAACAUAUCGCCUUUGUUCAGAACAGUUAUCUUCCCAAAAUCAUUAUGAUUAUGGAAUGAGGGCAGUGAAAACAGUUCUAUCGGCAGCUGGUAAUUUAAAAAGAGCCUUUCCUGUUGAAAACGAAAGUAUUUUGCUUCUUAGGUCUAUCACUGAUGUCAAUUUACCCAAAUUUUUAUCUUUUGAUGUACCUUUGUUUGAGGGUAUUAUCUCUGAUUUAUUCCCAGGAAUAGCUUUACCCAAGCCAGAUUAUGUAAAUUUCCUGAAUGCUUGUAAUGACUCUUGUAGAACAAAUAAUCUACAACCAAUGGAAUGUUUUCUUAUUAAAGUUAUUCAAACAUAUGAGAUGAUGAUAGUAAGACAUGGAUUUAUGUUAGUGGGUGAUCCAUUUUCUGCAAAAUCCAUGACUUUAAAAAUUUUAUCUGAAGCUCUGACUUUGAUGGAAGAAAGAAAUCAACCUGGUGGCUGUCGUUGUACUUAUAAAGUACUGAAUCCAAAAGCAGUCACUAUGGGACAAUUAUAUGGAGCAUUCGAUCCUAUAUCUUACGAGUGGACCGAUGGUAUUGUUGCUACUAUGUUUAGAGAUUUUGCUUCAGAAGAUACUCCUGUUAGGAAAUGGAUAGUGUUUGAUGGACCCGUUGAUGCUGUAUGGAUAGAGAACAUGAAUACUGUUUUAGAUGACAACAAAAAACUUUGCUUGACAUCAGGUGAAGUGAUGGCUAUGUCAAACGUGAUGUCUAUGCUUUUCGAAGUUAUGGAUCUCUCGCAGGCAUCUCCUGCUACAGUAUCUAGAUGUGGUAUGAUUUACAUGGAAUCAGCUUCGUUUGGAUUUAUGCCAUUCUAUAAUUCAUGGCUGAAAAAUUUAAAUCCUAUAUGGCUUGAGGAAAAUGAAGAAUAUAUUUUUAAUGUAUGUGCGUGGUUAUUUGAUCCUUUGGUAUAUUAUAUAAGACGGUCAUGCAUACAAUUGGUUACAGCUGGAGAAGUAAAUUUAGUGAUGAGUACACUUAACUUGGUAGAAAUGUUAAUGGACAAUGCCAUAGAAGGUGAAGAAGAUACAAAGUAUACCAGAACUUGGUUUCUGGCAUCAUUUAUGACUGCUCUAAUAUGGGGAUUAGGAGGGAUAUUAAAUACAGAUUCAAGAGAAAAAUAUGAUGAUUUGGUGAAAGAAUAUUUCAGAGGAGAAAAAGGGAUCCCACCUGAGAUAGAUCGCUUAGACGUGUCAAUUCCAAGUGAAGGUAUGCUUGUGGAUCAUUACUAUAUGUAUAAAGGCAAGGGUUGUUGGAAACUAUGGCCUGAAGCCGUUAAAGCUGUCCAAGUAAAAGAACAGAUCAAUCUUUUACAAACUGUUAUCCCGACCCUAGAGACAGAAAAAUAUAUAUUUCUGUUAAAACUUCAUACGAAAUUUACGAAACCUUUGCUUCUCAUAGGACCUACGGGAACAGGGAAAAGCUUCUAUGUUCAGAACUUUUUGAUGAAUUAUCUUGACAUGGAUAAAUAUACCCCAGGAUUUAUUACUUUUACGACGACUACUUCUGCAAAUCAAACUCAGGAACUCGUCAUAUCCAAAUUAGUUAAACGAAGAAAAAAUAAUUACGGUCCCACUAGAGGUAAACAAGCUAUAAUUUUUAUCGACGAUAUGAACAUGCCUGCUAAAGAAGUAUACGGCGCACAACCAGCUAUCGAACUAUUGAGGUUAUUCUUAGACCAAAAGCACUGGUAUGAUCUGAAAACCACUGAAAAAUUAUACAUUUAUGACACUAUUUUUUAUGGAGCCAUUGGUCCGGUGGGUGGAAGUCGACAGCUAAUAUACCCGAGAAUGUUGCGCCAUUUCAAUAUUUACUCAAUCAAUGAAUUUUCAAAGGAAAGCAUGACUAAAAUAUUUACCUCUUUAUUGCAACUCGGUUGGAGAAGAAAUGGUUUUGGCCAAGAUACACAAGUAUACAUUGUUAAUAUCGUUGCAGCGACUAUGGAAAUAUAUGAUCAAGCGACAGAAGGUCUCAGGCCGACGCCUGCGAAGUCACAUUACAUUUUUAAUUUAAGAGAUUUUUCUAGAGUCAUCCAAGGAUGCGCUUUACUACGAAAGGAAUCAGCUGAUAAUAAAAAAACAUUUGCAAGAGUUUGGGUACAUGAAAUCAUGCGAGUAUUUUACGAUAGAUUAGUAGAUGACAAAGACCGUGCUUGGUUUUUUGAUAUUUUAAAAAAAUGUACGAGAGAUGUUAUGAAAGAGACGUUUGAAUCAGCUUUGGAACCGUAUUUAGAAGAAAAUGGAGAAGUGACUAUUGAGAGUAUAAAGAAAAUGAUGUUUGGUUGCUACUUAGAUACUGAAAGUCUCGAAGGUGAGAGAAAAUAUGAAGAAAUCCCUAAUAAGGAAGUUUUUUUAAAUGUUGCAAUCGCUAUGUUAGCUGAAUAUAAUAGUAUGCAUAAAGCUAAAAUGAAUAUUGUGUUAUUUGACUACGCUUUAGAACAUUUGUCAAAAAUCUGUCGGCUUUUAUCUAUGCCUUCGGGUAACGCUUUGUUAGUCGGAGUCGGUGGUUCCGGACGACAAUCAUUAACUAGAUUAGCAAGCACUAUUUUAGGACAACCAGUAUUUCAGCCUGAAAUCACUAAAUCCUAUAAUGUAAAAGAUUGGCAUGACGACAUCAAAUUAGUACUGCGUGAAUCGGGGGGUUUAAAUAAAGAUACUACUUUUCUAUUUACAGAAAGUCAAAUUAAAGAAGAAACUUUUAUUCAAAACCUUGACAGUUUAUUAAAUUCCGGUGAAGUUCCGAACUUGUAUGGUUUAGAUGAAAAACAAGAAAUUCUUGAACUUGUGAGACUCGCUGCUCAAGGAGGAAACAGAAAUCUUGACAUAAGCCCUCUUCAAAUUCUAGCAUUUUUUGUUGGAAGAUGUAAAGCCAAACUACAUAUAGUCUUAUGUUUUAGUCCUAUAGGAAGUGCAUUUCGGACAAGACUUAGAUUAUACCCUUCAUUAGUUAAUUGUUGCACUAUUGACUGGUAUGAUAGCUGGCCUGAAGAUGCCUUAGAAAUGGUAGCUCAUCAUUAUAUGGUGAAAGUUAAUGUUCCCGAUAAGGUGAAGUCAUCUGCAGUUAUAGCGUGUAAACAAUUCCAUGUCGAUGCACGACAUGUAUCACAAGAAUUUUAUAAUCAAUUUGGCAGAAAAACAUAUAUUACUUCCGCUUCCUACUUGGAUUUGAUUAAAUCAUUUACAACUUUAACAAAUAAGAAACAAAGAGAGUUAAGGGCAGCUAAACUACGAUAUACUAACGGUUUGGAUAAGCUUGGGCAAGCGGCGGAUGCGGUAUCAAUAAUGCAACGUGAUUUGAAUGCUUUAAAACCACAACUUAUCGUGAUGGCCGCAAAGUCAGCAAAGAUGAUGGAAGAGAUAGAAAAGGAAACUAAUAUUGCUGACAAAGCUGCAGCACAAGUGAGAGAGGAUCAAAAGAUUGCUAAUGUACAAGCCGCUGCUGCACAAGAACUAAAAAAAGAUUGUGAGGCUGAUUUAGCGCUUGCUUUGCCUAUAUUGGAAGAUGCUAUUGCAGCCUUGAACACUUUAAAACCUGCAGAUAUUACUAUUGUCAAAUCAAUGAAAAAUCCACCAGCUACAGUUAAAUUAGUAAUGGCAGCUGUUUGUGUUAUGAAAGGGAUUCCACCAGAUAAAAUACCAGAUCCAGAUAAUCCAGGUAAAAAAAUGUUUGACUAUUGGGGACCAAGUAAAAGAAUUCUUGGGGAUAUGAGUUUUUUAGAGUCACUGAAAAAUUAUGAUAAAGACAAUAUACCUGUAGCAACCAUGCAAAAAAUAAGAAAAGAAUAUUUAUCCAAUAAAGAUUUUAAGCCUCACAUCAUAGCUAAAGCGUCAACAGCAGCUGAAGGUUUAUGCAAAUGGAUAAUUGCUAUGGAUAUGUAUGAUGCAGUAGCGAAAGUUGUAGCUCCAAAAAAAGCCAAAUUGGAAGCUGCUGAAAAAGAAUUUGCAGAAACGAUGGCAAUAUUAGAAGAAAAAAAAGCGACUGUGGCUCGCUUAGAAGCAAAAUUAGCAGAGCUUAACGAGGCUUUAGAAGAAGCUAAUAUUAAAAAAAAAGCACUUGAAGAUGAAGUUCAGUUAUGUAUAGAUAAGUUAUAUAGAGCAGAAAAAUUAAUUGGUGGUUUAGGAGGAGAAAAGGUACGUUGGACUUUAGCUGCUGAAAAUUUACAAACACUAUUUGAUAAUUUAGCAGGAGACAUUUUAGUUUCAUGCGGCAUAAUAGCAUAUUUAGCGCCUUAUACUUUGCCGGUUAGAGUAAAGAUUAUAGAUAAAUGGCGUGAUCUGGUAAUUAAAUUGGCUAUGCCACAUUCAGAACAAUUUGUAUUUAAAGAUAUUUUAGGAACUGAUAUAAAGAUCCAAAAUUGGUGUAUAGCGGGUUUACCGCGAGAUUCAUUUUCUAUUGAUAACGGCAUUAUCCAAGAUAACUCUAUGAGAUGGUCCUUAUUAGUUGAUCCACAAGGACAAGCAAAUAAAUGGAUAAAGACAAUGGAAAAGGCAAAUGACCUUCAAAUUUUAAAAUUCACAGAUGGCAACUAUAUGAAAGUAAUAGAAACAUGUUUAGAAUACGGUAAACCAGCUUUGAUCGACUGUAUUUUAGAAGACGUGGAAGCUCCUUUGGAUCCUGUUUUACUCAAACACACAUAUAUGCAAGGCGGAAAAGAGUUUAUUGCAUUAGGAGAAAAUGUAAUUGAAUAUCAUCCAAAUUUUCGACUGUAUAUGACAACCAAAUUACGAAACCCGCAUUAUUUACCUGAAAUUUUCAACAAAGUUACCUUAAUUAACUUUGCUCUUACUAAAGAUGGCCUGGAAGAUCAACUUCUGGGAAUUGUAGUUGCAAAAGAAAGACCAGACUUACAAGAAAAAAGGGAAAAAUUAAUUGUCCAAGGAGCAGCGAAUCGGGCUGCUCUUAAACAAGUAGAAGAUGAUAUUUUACGUACUCUACAAGAAACUAAAGGAGAUAUUUUAGAGGAUGAAUCAGCAAUUGAAGUCUUGGAUUCCUCAAAACUAUUAUCAAUCGACAUAAUGAAAAAGCAGGAAGCUAGCUUAGAAACCGAGAUUAUUAUAGAAAAAUUUCGAUUAGGGUAUAGACCCAUUGCCUCCCAUUCAGCUGUGUUAUAUUAUUGCGUCACGGAAUUACCAAAUGUGGAUCCUAUGUACCAAUAUUCCUUAAUUUGGUUUAUUAACUUAUAUGUUAUUUCAAUUGAAAACGCGAACAAAUCCAAAGAUCUUGAUAAAAGAUUAAAAUUUUUAAAAGAUACUUUUACUUAUAAUUUGUAUAGCAAUGUAUGCAGAUCUCUUUUUGAUAAAGAUAAACUUAUGUUUUCGUUCAUAAUGUGCUCUAAGAUGAUGUUAUCUACUGGAGAAAUGAAUCACGAUGAAUAUUCGUUUUUAAUAACUGGUGGUAUUGCUAUUGAAAAUCCUUUGAAGAAACCACAAGAUUGGAUACCUGAUAAAGCGUGGGAUGAAAUAUGUCGUUUGUCUGAUCUACCUGCUUUUAAGGGUUUUAAGGAAAAUUUUGUUGGCAUUAUUAAUACAUGGAAAGAAGUGUAUGAUGAUUUAGAACCUCACCAUAAACCAUUACCUGGUGGGUGGGAAAAUAAAGUAACCCAAUUUCAGAAAUUACUUAUCAUAAGAGUACUUAGGCCAGACAAGCUAACUAUAGCAAUAUCCGAUUUCGUUGAAAAGCAAUUGGGUCGGAAAUACAUAACUCCCCCACCGUUUGAUAUAGGAAAAUCAUUUGGCGAUUCUAACUGCCUUGCACCUUUGAUAUUUAUAUUAUCACCUGGAUCAGAUCCAAUGGGAGCCUUGAUAAAAUAUUGUGAAAGAAUGGGAUACUCGCAUCGUUUCAAUUCAAUUUCACUAGGCCAAGGUCAAGGUCCAAUAGCUAGGGCAAUGAUCGAGAAAGCUCAAUUAGAAGGUGGAUGGGUUUGUUUACAAAAUUGUCAUUUAGCUGUCUCAUGGCUGCCUGUUCUAGAAAAAAUCGUAGAAGGGUUUGAUUUAACUAAUACAGAUUUGAGUUUUCGAUUGUGGCUCACCAGUUAUCCAUCUGAUAAGUUUCCACAGUCGGUUCUUCAAGUAGGUGUAAAAAUGACCAAUGAGCCACCUACGGGACUACAACAUAACCUUUUUAGGUCUUACAACUCGGAACCUUUAAAAGAGUCUGAGUUUUUCGAGGGAUGCCCUGGUAAAGACAAACCUUUUAGUAAGUUAUUAUAUGGUAUUAGUUUCUUCCAUGCCGUUGUUCAAGAAAGAAAGAAAUUCGGUCCAUUAGGAUGGAAUAUCCAAUAUGGUUUUAAUGAUUCGGAUUUCCAAAUAUCAAUAAUGCAAUUGCAAAUGUUUUUGAAUCAAUAUGAAGAUAUUCAAUAUGUAGCAAUCAAAUAUUUAACGGGAGAGUGUAAUUAUGGCGGUCGAGUAACGGAUGAUUGGGAUCGAAGAUUAAUUGUUACUAUCUUGGAUAAAUAUGUAAACCCAGGAGUUGUAAAUGAUCCUAAUUAUUUAUUUUGUGAUAUAGGAUCACAAUAUGGACUUCCUCGUCGAUGUGAAUAUCAAGAUUAUCUGAAGCACAUUGAAUUAGUUCCUGUAAAUCCACCCCCAGAAGUAUUUGGCCUUCACAUGAAUGCAGGCAUAACUCGCGAUUACACUAUUUCAAUGGCUUUGACAGCAGCUUUGGUACAUGUUGAAGGUGCAGGAGGUGGCGGUGAAGGUGGAAAUACAGAACAUAUUCUUAUGCAAAUGUCCUCUGAAAUAUUGUCCAAGUUGCCGGAGAGCUAUGACAUUGAAAUUGCACAAAAAAACUAUCCAGUGGAUUAUAAUGAAUCAAUGAAUACAGUACUUAUUCAGGAAAUGCAACGAUUCAAUAAGUUGCUUAAAGAAAUUCGAACAUCUUUGUUAGAUUUGCAAAAAGCAGUAAAAGGUCUUAUCGUUAUGUCACCAGCUCUGGAUAAUCAAGCGAAUGCUAUGUUGCUUGGGAGGAUACCCGAAAAUUGGUGUAAAGUAUCUUAUCCAAGCUUGAAACCGUUGCCUAGCUAUGUAUCCGACUUUAUCGAACGUUUGGCGAUGCUGCAAGAUUGGUACCAAAACGGUAAACCCACUACGUUUUGGUUGUCUGGUUUCUUUUUCACGCAGGCUUUUCUUACAGGUUCUGUUCAAAAUUACGCCAGAUCUAAAAAGAUUCCUAUAGACUUGUUAGUGUUUGACUUUGAGGUGCGGAAAACAGAUUAUGAACUAGUGGCUCCUGAAUCAGGAGUCUAUGUUAUAGGUCUUUUUAUGGAUGGUGGUCGUUGGAAUCGAAAUAAAUCCACAAUAGAUGAACAACUGCCUAAAAUAUUGAAUGACAACAUGCCUGUUAUUUGGCUAUAUCCAAAGCUAAAGUCUGAAUUCCAAGAAGGUUUAAGAUACAAGUGUCCCCUAUACAAAACACUGGAAAGAAAAGGUGUAUUAGCUACUACAGGUCAUUCUUCUAAUUUUGUUUUAGCCUUUUUUCUGCCGUCUGAUAAACCAUCUGCACAUUGGAUCAAAAGAAGCGUUGCUUUAUUACUGCAACUUGACAAUUAG
Molecule: messenger RNA, 11802 nt
Organism: Chilo suppressalis (striped riceborer)
Lineage: Eukaryota; Metazoa; Arthropoda; Insecta; Lepidoptera; Crambidae
Source: the annotation of a GenBank genome assembly